ACUCCUCACAGUUUAGUAUUUGCUUAACUCUUAUCUGGUGAGGAUGGAUUUUAAGGGUAAAAGUGUGGUUUAUGUUGGCGGAUUUGGUGGUAUCGGGCAAAAAUGCAUUGAAGAAUUGUUGAAAAGGGAAAUUGGCUUCCUCUUUAUUUUCGAGCUGGCAACCAAUGAUGAGUACGUGAAAAAGUUAAAGGAGUCGUUUUCCAAUUGUAAAAUCGAACAUAUUUCGGUUGAUAUGUCUAAAGUAGCAACCAUUGAAAAUGCCUAUAAAUGUGUAAUGGAGAAAAUUAACCACAUUGAUAUGGUGGUCAAUGGAAGUGGAAUCUUGAAUGAACGUCUAAUAGAUUUAUCGGUAGCUGUGAAUUUGACUGGUGUUAUUCACAGCAAUUUUAUAGCCUUGAGUUAUAUGAGUAAGGCCAAUGGUGGCCACGGAGGACUGAUAGUUAAUAUUGCCUCUGUGGCAGGCUUAGAACCAAUGGCCUUUACCGCUGUCUACUCCGCAACUAAAAGUGGAGUUAUAAGUUUUACAAAAUCUAUGGCGAAUCCCAGUUAUUUUCAAAAUACUGGCGUGAGUUUUAUUGCGAUCUGCCCUGGUGGCACAAUUACAAAACUUCUUGCAGAUCUGCAAUCUAAAUCAACAUUCCCGGAAUUUUUCGAAGAAGUGAAAAAGUCUAUGGGGAAACAGGCUCUCCAAUCCGCAGAUGCAUUUGCUGAAGAAUUUAUUAAAAUUUUGGAAAUUGCCUAUAAUGGAACAGUGUGGACCGUAGAAGGUGGAACAGUUAAAAAUGUUGAUUAAAUUGCCUUUAUAUGUUCAAUAAAAAUAUUUUUUAUAAUUUUUACCACAUGGUGGUGCAGAGCAUUAUGCUUUGUGCAAUUGUUGAAUUACA
This is a messenger RNA of Musca domestica (house fly), 884 nucleotides long. Its product is annotated as alcohol dehydrogenase 1-like. The record is from RefSeq and is a predicted model, not a curated record. The coding region runs from base 44 to 793 and encodes 249 amino acids. Gene Ontology annotation, cellular component: cytoplasm. Gene Ontology annotation, molecular function: oxidoreductase activity, acting on the CH-OH group of donors, NAD or NADP as acceptor. The transcript is spliced from 3 exons. Lineage: Eukaryota; Metazoa; Arthropoda; Insecta; Diptera; Muscidae.